AUGGAGGUGGAGUGGGCGGCGCGGAUUUUAUCCCAACUUCUGAUUAAGGAGAAGUGCCUGAAGGAGAAGUACGUCUUCAAUUUGCUGAAAAAAUUCGGAGACGUGAACCACAUCAUUCAGCACGCGAAUGAGCAGCUGGAGUCGCUCGGGUUUAUCAUAAAUAACGAACUGAUAAACGGAGAGGAGUAUUUCAUCAUCGGGUGUGAGAAAUGGACAAUUCCUGGGAAGAGCGGCCAAACGGAAAUGUCCCCCGAGGGAGGUUUUUUUAACAUAAAAGAUGAGCAUCUGUUCAAUUCUCUCUUUAAGACGAACGAAAUAAGUUUGUACUAUUUAAUCAUUGACCACAUAGUCAGUAACAAUCGGUACCUACGUGUGGACGGGGGGGACGUAUCUUAUGAGUCCUUGUGUCUUGAGCUGAACAUAAAAAAUCCGAACGUGCAGAAGGCUAUACUUAACAAGUUGCUGGAGCACAACUGGCUACGGAAGGAACAAGGAGAAUUAGCAUUGGGGCUCCGUUUUUUUACGGACCUGAUAAAGUACUUCCCUCUUAGCAACUUGGACAAAUGCUCACUCUGCAAUAACGCAGUGAUUGUGGAGAGCAGGCAAUGCACGAACUGUCUAUCGGUUUAUCACAUCCACUGUUUUAACGCUCUUGCGAAUAAGCUAGCUCUCUGCUUCAUUUGUAAGAAUUCCCUCUAA
Messenger RNA from Plasmodium coatneyi, 699 nucleotides. RefSeq lists its product as uncharacterized. The transcript has 6 exons. Bases 1 to 699 code for a protein of 232 amino acids. NCBI's taxonomy places the organism in Eukaryota, Apicomplexa, Aconoidasida, Haemosporida, Plasmodiidae. Gene Ontology annotation, molecular function: ubiquitin-protein transferase activity. Gene Ontology annotation, cellular component: nucleus; Smc5-Smc6 complex. The record is from RefSeq and is a predicted model, not a curated record. Gene Ontology annotation, biological process: double-strand break repair via homologous recombination; DNA damage tolerance.